This is a messenger RNA of Anoplophora glabripennis (Asian longhorned beetle), 796 nucleotides long. RefSeq names its product homer protein homolog 2-like. Gene Ontology annotation, biological process: regulation of store-operated calcium entry; G protein-coupled glutamate receptor signaling pathway. Gene Ontology annotation, molecular function: G protein-coupled glutamate receptor binding. The coding region runs from base 74 to 796 and encodes 240 amino acids. Gene Ontology annotation, cellular component: dendrite; cytoplasm; plasma membrane. Lineage: Eukaryota; Metazoa; Arthropoda; Insecta; Coleoptera; Cerambycidae. The record is from RefSeq and is a predicted model, not a curated record. The transcript is spliced from 5 exons.
CUUGACAGUUUUUCAGUGACAGUGACAGUUUUGUAAAAAAUUGUUGUUUUGUAUAGUUGUGUUUUGUAUAUAAAUGACGUCUGGCAAGGAUACAAUGGGUGAGCAACCUAUCUUCACAUGCAAGGCUCAUGUAUUCCACAUUGAUCCGAAAACAAAGCGGUCAUGGAUGCCGGCUUCAAGUACAGCAGUUAGCGUUUCAUUUUUUUACGAUUCUUCCAGAAGUUUGUACAGAAUUAUUAGUGUAGAAGGUCAAAAGGCUGUUAUAAAUAGUACUGUUACUCCUAACAUGACUUUUACAAAAACCUCGCAGAAAUUCGGACAAUGGUCCGAUGUUAGAGCUAAUACUGUAUAUGGACUAGGUUUCUCCUCAGAAGCUGAACUUCAGAAAUUUAUUGACAAAUUCAACGAAGUAAAAGAAGCCACCAGAUCUGCCAUAAGUAAGGUAACUGCCAAUGGUGGGACAGCAGUGACUCCAGUUACAAGUGCAAAUGCUAGUCCUAUAACUACCAGAGCUGCUACUGCUGCUCCUGAUCAGUCCGACAAUCUACUUGAACCUCCUGGUUGCGCUGCCAUGCCAGUACCUAGUAACGCCAAAGCAGAGGAUGAGGUGCCCCAUCCUCGCAGCCAUUCAAUCUCUGGCAUGCAAAGCAACGAGAGUCCUAGCCAUCAAGUCAAGAUGGAUAAAACUCAAUAUAUAACUGCUAACACCAACCCCAUCGAUAUGCAGUUGAAAUAUGAAAACGAUAGAUUGAAGCUCGCGUUGGCCCAAAGGGGUUACACCACUGUAACUUCUUAA